GAGGAAUUGUGCUCAAGUUGCUGAAGUCUUAUUUGGAAAAUAGAUAUCAGAAGGUGCCUCCAAAGUUCCGGGGCUCAGCCCUUAGGAACUCCCAAGGGUCCUGCAUCAGGUGGGCCCACCUACAGCCAGGCUACCGCUGGUCUGAAGGUGGGGAUAAUGCACAAAAAAAUUCCAGAGGUGAUUUUGGAAAUGGACCAACUAAUGGCCAUCAAAAAAUCGCUAAUGGAAGAGAUUAUUGCACUGGGGAACGAGGACGCCAUAACGCCUACGUUCCAGCAACUGCAUAUAAGGCCAGGCUGGCUUGGGCUGACAUGCUCUGACAAAGCCACUGUGGAGUGGCUGAAGAGCAUACAGCCAAAACUCAAACCUUGGGUGGGAGCUGAUCUAAGGAUAGACGAAGAGGCAGAACUGCCUCACCCGGAGAUCCUGGUCGGAUAUCUCCCCGACAGCCAUGAUCUCUCCAAUGAGAAAAUUCUCAAGGCGGUAGAGAAUCAGAACGCAGGGCUCAAAACCUCCAGCUGGAGAGUCCUUCGAAGGGGACCAUCAGGACCCAUGCUCGAGAUUGUCAUCUCGGCUGAUAGAACAUCGGUCGAGAGACUUAGAGCAAAGAAUUGGCAGAUAAACUACUUUUUCGGCCAAACAAAUCUUCGCCUUAAGGGACCAAAGACAAUGGCCGAGAGGAGAGGAGCAUCUCAGGCCCCAACCUCUGGUCCGGCGUCGAAAAGGCCCAAAGGGGAGGUAAAGAAGAAGGUGGUGAAGCCUCCAGGAAAUGAAGAGGCCAUAAAACCGACCACCAGCUCUGGGGGGAGGGCUGAUCCGCAAGGGCGGGAUAAGGGGGGGUCCGACAGAGAAAAACCGGCGGUCCCUUCCGAAAAGCCUAGCGGACAUCCAACCUCAUAAGGAGCAGAUGUCUGACGUGUCUUCAGAUAAACCUCCAGCACUCGGAGGCAGCCUCUAGUGCCUUAUGCUGGAGAACAUCUAGAAGGCAUGUUGACAUAGGGCUGAUACAAGAGCCCUGGAUCAAUGGAGGCCAAGUAAGAGGCCUACCAAACAAAGU
Messenger RNA from Harmonia axyridis, 1057 nucleotides. RefSeq lists its product as uncharacterized. The transcript has 2 exons. NCBI's taxonomy places the organism in Eukaryota, Metazoa, Arthropoda, Insecta, Coleoptera, Coccinellidae. Bases 157 to 900 code for a protein of 247 amino acids. The record is from RefSeq and is a predicted model, not a curated record.